Messenger RNA from Cucurbitaria berberidis CBS 394.84, 1491 nucleotides. RefSeq lists its product as uncharacterized. The record is from RefSeq and is a predicted model, not a curated record. The transcript is spliced from 3 exons. NCBI's taxonomy places the organism in Eukaryota, Fungi, Ascomycota, Dothideomycetes, Pleosporales, Cucurbitariaceae. Bases 53 to 1054 code for a protein of 333 amino acids.
GCUGCGGGACGUGUUUACCACGACACAACGCGUCUUAACUCCACAUCACGUCAUGGCACCAACGCGUUCAAGCGAUGCAAAUGCGAAGAAGCGACGAGGCAGGCCUCCGGGCAGUCGCAAAUCCGAUGCCGUAGCUAAACCACCAGCAAAGCCCACCGCCACGAAGACGACGGCAAAACGGAAACAGUCGUCGCAGAAACAAGCUGAGGCUGAAGAUGAACUAUCAAUAGUGGAAGCGGACCGCACACAGGCUUCCCGUCGUCGAAAGCGCAAAUCCGACGCUGACCCAGACGAGAGCACAGAGGUAGCAUCGAAGUCAGGCAAACAGUACGUGCAAUUGGAGGCGAAGACGAAGAAGAUAUCACAAGAGCAGAUAGACACAUGGCCACAGGUGUCUCCACAGGUUCUGGAACAGAUAUCCGCUGUGAUACGGGACGCGAAGAAGGACAUUGCGAACACGCAGAGGGAUGAGCGCAGGGUUAUGGACGCACACAAUACGCUGAACCCACUCGUGCGGAGGCUGGCGCGUCAGCUAGAAGCCUCACGAAUACCUCCCCAGGCCAAAGACAUUCAUUUCAAUAUCGACAAGCUCACAGAGCGCAAUGCGCAGGUCUCACGAGAGGUCACGACAGCUCGGCAUUCGAAGCAGCUGUUCAGCGAACAGGUCAAGGUUGCGCAGAGCUUCCUAAAGAAGGACGAGGAGAAUCUAGAGCAGCUGAAGAAGCAUGCAAAGAAGUGGAGGACAGAGUGGAAGCACCAGGAGCGGACCGGACGGUUGCAUCCCCUACUUCAAGAUGUGGAGGGGGCCGAGACCCACAACGACAGCCCUGGCGACAUCGGUCUGAAGCGAUCAGAGCCAGUCAACCUGUCAUUGCUCGAAGCACAUGAUGUCGAGCUUGCCCCUGUGCUCGAACAACUCCGUCGCAGCUUAGAGAAUAUGCAAGGUAAUCAUGCGCAGGUCGAAGGCAUUGACGAAGCGAUGAGAGAUGCACAGGCUGCAUUAGACGAUUUUCUGUUCAGGCAUGCUAGCGCACAGCAGUAUGCUGCUCUCUAGAGUAUUGGUAUGCAGGUUCGGUUGGCGUUUGGGGGUGUUUUCCUUUCAUGGUAGCCUCGCAUUGCCGGGCGCAUAGUUGGGCUGCAUCAGAAGUGCGAGGAACAUGGGACUUGGUCUGAUUUCAAAGCGAAUGGAUGGCGUUGGUGGAUUCAUGCGGUGCUUGAUCGAAUACUAUGAAAUGGAACGAGCUUUUGUGCGAUAGGGACAGUCCGUGGUCUGGGAUAUGGAGGGCGCAUUUGGCACGAUGCUAUCGUGACAGUCACCCAAUAUAGCAUUUUGCACUACCGACAGCAUGGUCAUCGGAACUUGUGCAUGCAGGACUAUCGCAGACGAAUAUAUUCAUGUGGUGUAGCCAUAGUGCCAGCGUCAUUGGCUCCACUGGGCCUCUCGGCGUAACGGGAGCCACAUAUGCACCUCCUGAAUGUAGCUUCUUCCGC